AUGGCCUUGGCCAAGAGGCAGUUUUUUACAGGCGCGGGGCGGUGGUGGAAUUUGCUGGAUACCAUCACCGUCAUUUUAUUUGUUGCGAAGUUUCUGGGAGAGAACGAGUUGCUGGAGACGUCUUCGUCUGCCUUCAGGAUCAUGCGAAUGUUUCGCGUUUUUCGAAUCUUGUGGGCUGUGCGCGUGAGCCUCGCGCACUCCUCACAGCUCCGACAAUUUCGGAUAUUGCUAGAGUCUCUGUCCGAAAGUAUGAAUGUUCUACUCUGGCUCCUGAUCCUGAUUUUCGGCAAUGCCUAUAUCUUCAGUCUGGUUUUCACGGAGGGCAGCUGGUUCCUGUGCCCCAAUCCGCAGACCGAGCUCGUGUGCCACAAGUUCGGAUCUCUGAAGAGCUCUAUCAUGACCCUUCUCCAGAUACAAUACAAUGGCUUUUUGUGGGGUUCGCUCUGGGACGAGCUGGAAAUCCUUCCCUGGUAUUUUCAAUCAACCUUGCUCACCUUUGUAGCGGUGUCGCUGCCCCGUCGCUGCAACCCCGGGCCUUUGAGGCCCAACCCGCUUGUCAUGGCCAACACCAUCACCAGCUUCAUCUGCAGCCUGCAGACCAUCGUUUCAAAGAGGGAGAAAGAUCUGCUCAUUGACAAGGAGCUGGAGGGCAACGAGAAGGUCGUGGGCCAGUUAUACAACAUCUUCCAUGAGCUUGAUACGAAUGGCAAUGGCGCGGUCAGCUGGACAGAGUUCCAGCUGGCUCUGCAGGACGAGCGGAUGCACGCGUUUUUGAGCACCUUGGAGCUGGACAUGUCAGAUGCGAAGAAGAUUUUCCACAUCCUCGCCUCAGAGCAGACAAACGCCAUCGAGGAAUCCGACUUCCUGCUGGGUUGCUUACGCAUGCGAGGAGGUGCCAGCGGCGUCGACAUGGUCAGGAUCAUGAUGGAACAGGAGUGGCUGCACAAUGCCACGGUGCAUAACAGGACGCUUCUGCACAAGAUUACGAGGUUGCUAUCUGCGGAGCGUCUUGCAAGCCAAGGCAUUCGCAAUUCUCCUUCUCGGGUGAUGCAGGAACAGAUGUCGGAGACUUCAAGUGGCUGGAAUCCCGACAUCCACGACUUCAACCCCGAUGAGCCUGUCGUGGAGGAGGCCGACGACGUCCAGAUUCACACAUUUCAAAGGAGCAACCUGCAGUCAUGGCAGCGGGCUGUCACGCUGCAGGAGUUGCUCACGAUUCGCAGUGACCUCCCGCGCGUUUGCCACGGUUGGAGGAGUGAGCGCUCCGGCCACCAUCUGGUGCCCGAGAAGUUGAACCUGUACGACUUCGCCUAUCAUUACAUCCUUCCGCAGACGGCGCCUCCUCAAGGGCUCUGGCUCCGUCUAGGCAUGCAUCCAGCUGGCUCAGCUCCAACUGUCGGCCAGCAGCUGUUGCAGGUGUCGGAGGGCGCUGCGCUGCCCAGAGCGAUUGCCAUCAUCCGCCAGGUGGAGGGGAACCGGAGCGAUGGACGCGGACGCCCAUGUUUGGACCUUCUUGUAGACCUGAAGCGUGGACGGUUCCUGGCUGGGCCGAGGGCUCCGCCGCUGCGUCUUGGCACGGAGGGUGGUGACUGGGCCCCAGCCCCUGAGAAGGUCACGUGCAAUGGGCUCUCUGCGAGCUACAAGGAGCUUUUGUCCACGCAGCCGUGCGAGCCAGUAUGGUAUUGCAGCCACUGGUGGGGAGAGCCGAUCUUCGAGUUCGUGGCAGGUUGCCGGAGACACGCGGAAGUUCGGCACCUCGUGGCGGAUGCACGGUACUGGGUGUGUGGCUAUGCCAAUCGCCAGCACGAACUCGAUCAGGAGAUCUCAGUGGAUGUUACGUCCACGUCCUUCAAUGCGGCACUUCGCGAGGCGAAGGGUCUCCUCCUGAUUUUGGACCCAAAGGCCACUCCUUUCUCGAGGAUUUGGUGCGACUUCGAGCUUUACACGGCGAUCAUGAGUCGUGACAUGGGGCUCGACAUCGUCACUACCAUCCCGGCCAAAAAUGGGAGAGAGGCAGACACGCGCAUGUUGAGCAAGGACCUGGUCCCGGGCGAAUCCGCAGUGGCCAAGUCGGUCAGGGAGCAGAAUUUCCCCAUCGAUCUGCUAGCACAUGGGCUGGAGGUCAUGCUGGAAAACGGCAUGGCCACCCAGGAGGAGGACAAGAAGUCGAUCCUCCAAGCCAUCGCCACGGAGAAGUUCGAACCGGGCCCUGGGAAGCCACACGUGUCGAACGAACUGCGGGCCAACAUGACCCUGCACUCGACACUUGCCAUCCUGGCAUGGCCACAGGCGAUGAAUCGAGACCAGCUGAAAUAUGGGAAAGGAGACGACAAAAUCGACGUCGAAGGAGCUUUGCAUUCGGACGUUACGAGGGACUCCGUUGAGUUGAGCCUAGCGCACUUCGAGAAGACCUGCGUAGAUGCAGGCGUGAAAGUCCUGGCAGAGUGCCUGCCUCCCAACAUCUCCAGCUUGAAGUUGAGCUUCGAAGGCUGUAUUCAACUGACGGAUGCUUCCCUUCAUGCACUGGCGUCUCACCUCCCCAAGCUCCGGACGUUAUACCUGGACUUCGUGGGCUGCGAGAAUCUGACGGACGUUGGUAUGAAGGCGCUUGCGGAGAGCCUACCGGAGACCUUGGCGGAGCUGGAGCUACACUUUGUGGGCUGCGUUCGCCUCAACUCUUCAGGCCUGGAAACUUUGAGCAACAAGCUGCAGCCUUUGCAGUUUUUGCGCGUGGUGAAAGUGACCUACGCCGGCACGCGCGUGAACCGGAACUUCGCGAGCCGAGCGGAGCUUCGGGCUUUCGUCUCGUUCGGAAGUUGGAUGUCAACGGAGCAUACCAGCGCGAUGCAUAGAGUUCUUUUUCGUUUCUGA
Molecule: messenger RNA, 2871 nt
Organism: Symbiodinium sp. CCMP2592
Lineage: Eukaryota; Dinophyceae; Suessiales; Symbiodiniaceae
Source: the annotation of a GenBank genome assembly